AUGGCUCCGCGCAAACUGGAUAUGCAUUAUGCCGUCAAGGACGGUCACUGGCGAGCGGACGACGAGGAUGCAGAGAAGGCGGCCUGGGCCGAAAGUGUGCGGUUGCGGGAGCAGAUGUUCUGGAGCCGUAUCGGUGGUGGUGUGCUCCCGGUCACACAUUUCCAGACAAGCCAUAGUCGGGCACCCAGUCGGGCUCCUAGUCUUCGGGCUGACAAGAGCCCCAGGACGAGCCUCGACGCUGACAAGGAUGGAGACGAGACUCCUGCUGCUGAGAGCUCGGAGACGAAAAUUUCUGAGGUGUCCGAGAAACCCGCUUCUGAUAUUGCCACGGAGCUCGUCGACCAACCCGAGACUCCCAAGAAGGAGGAGCCCUUAGAGGAGGUAGAGGUGCCUGCCGUGAUGAGUGAAGUGUCCGAAGAGAAGGACGAAGUCGUUGAACAAACGAUUGAGGCUCCUGCAAAGGACAUUGAGGGACCUACCGGAGAGGCCAAGGUGGCUUUCGUUGAGCCCAAGACCCCCGCCAACAAGUUUGAGUUCCUUCCAGCGGAAAUUACUCAACCGCUGCCAUCCACCGAAGAUACCCCAGCUCAGCCUAUCAGCCCCGAGGUCGAGCCAGCAAUCGAGGAGCCGAAGGAACUUUCUGUGACGAUACCCGGAGCUUUCACAGCCUAG
Sordaria macrospora k-hell is the source of this 672-nucleotide messenger RNA. The record is from RefSeq and is a predicted model, not a curated record. NCBI's taxonomy places the organism in Eukaryota, Fungi, Ascomycota, Sordariomycetes, Sordariales, Sordariaceae.